Cucurbita pepo subsp. pepo (vegetable marrow) is the source of this 882-nucleotide messenger RNA. The record is from RefSeq and is a predicted model, not a curated record. NCBI's taxonomy places the organism in Eukaryota, Viridiplantae, Streptophyta, Magnoliopsida, Cucurbitales, Cucurbitaceae.
CCUUUAGGUGGAUGGGAAGUUCCUUGAUGAGACUUUGACGUCUUAUAAGAAGAACGGCUACACCUCCAUGUUCUUUUACGCGUCGUGGUGCCCGUUUUCUCUCCGUUUGCACCCCACAUUCGAAUCUCUCAGCUCGUUGUUUCCUCAAAUAGAACACUUGGUGGUUGAGCAAUCUUCUACACUACCAAACGUACUCUCAAAAUAUGGAGUCCGCAGCUUCCCGACUAUAUUACUGGUGAACAGGACAUCAUGGGUUCGAUAUCGUGGUCCAAAAGAUAUACUUUCGCUCGUUCGUUUCUAUAACGGAGUAACAGGAUUAAAAUCGGUUCCUUAUUAUAAUGAAGAUGAGUUACUUAGAAUUGAGAACGCUGGGAAGCCAAUAAUCGAACGGUCAAAGAUUUCCUCACCGAACAACAUAUUGAAGAGCGAACCACUGUUGACGUUCUCGUUUGUAUUCAUAUGUCUUCGUAUAGCAAUAGUCAAAUUACCACAUGUGCUAUAUCGUCUUAACAAUCUUUGGAGAUCUUACAUGCCUCACCUAAACUUGGAAAUAUUUGGCGAAACACGACAACUGAUGGGGCGGAUUUUCCACAUGGUCGAUAUGAGAAGGGCAUGGGCGAAGCUGAGGCUAUGCAAGACGAAGAACUUCCACAAAGGAGCAAAGAAUGCUCGUGUUUGGGCGUCGUCUCUGGCCUCCGUCUCGUUGGGUGAAUCUUCGUCCUCAAGAUCGACUUAAAUUCACCUACCUUGUAAAAAUUGAAAAUGCAAAUUUCUGAGGCCUUUUCUUGCACUAGAGGUAGCAGGAGAGUAGAGGGUAAGGCAAGGCCUGUACAGUUAAAAAAAAUUGAUUCUCUCAUAUUGAAUAUUAUACACAUUACACGA